GCUCUCUGACGCUGCUACGACAUCUACUGCUACCGAACACCUCCCACACACCACCCACCCGCUCCGCGAAUCAAUUCUUCAUCAAUCCUGCGCCUGCAUCUACGCGCAAGCGCACAGCAGCUGUCUUCCGCCCGCCAUCCUCGCUCGGUAGCCGGUUUGCGACAGAGGGUCCGCAACCACCCCAGCGACCAUGGACCCGACAGGCCUCCAGCACGGCCAGGCGCAGAAGAUGCGCCAGCAGCCUCAGCAAGCUGCGCCGCGCCGCUACGAUGGACUCAAUGGGAAUCCCAUGUACGAUCCCGCCAACGGUGGCCAUUAUGGAGCAAGCGCAUCUAUAGCUGCCCAAGGACAUGCACCAGAUCCGCAGCUGUUCACAGGAUCAUGGCAGAACGGGCUGAACGGGAACUACCGAGACAUUCUAAAUACCUACUGGCAGCAGCAGGUCACGAAGCUCGAGAUCGACGAGCAUGACUACAAGUUGCACCAGCUUCCUCUGGCGCGGAUAAAGAAGGUGAUGAAGGCCGAUCCAGAAGUCAAGAUGAUAUCGGCGGAAGCUCCGAUCUUGUUCGCCAAAGGGUGCGACAUCUUCAUCACAGAACUCACAAUGCGUGCCUGGAUCCACGCCGAGGAAAACAAGCGUCGGACACUCCAGCGGUCCGACAUUGCAUCUGCAUUGUCCAAAUCAGACAUGUUCGACUUCCUGAUUGACAUCGUUCCGCGCGAGGAGGCGCAUCCCCACAAGCGGACUGCUGGACAGAGCAGCGCAGCAGUGGCAUCGUCUGCUAGCCAGCCUCUCCCUCCCGGUGCUGUCCAACAGCAAGGAGUCCAUCCCCCGCAUCAAAUGGGCCCUCCAGACUACGGCAUGGGUCAACACAUGCCGCAGCAAGAGGAGUACAGGCCGCCGGGGAUGUACGCCCCACCUGUGCAGGGCGAUCCAAACGCGUAUGGGCAGCCCCAAGCUCAAAUGUUUGAUCCCGCCUCGGCGUAUCAAGCGUACUCAAUGCAGCCCGCGCCGCAGAUGUACCCAGGCGUUGGCCAGCGCGGCCCCGACCUUACGGGAGCGGGCGACCCUAAUCAGGGCUAUCGCCCGCAUGACCCUGAGGGUGACGCUGAUGCGGAGGGUGAGAGGGAAGAUUUUGUGUCUUAGCAACAUGCUAACCACAAUGACUCUCUUCCACAGGAUCUUCGCCACCUCUAGGAUCAUGGGCAAGGCGGGCAGGGCGGGCAGGGCUUGAUUUCUGCUGUCACGAGUGUGCAAUCGACUAGAUGACAACCCCUGAACAUGAGGAGAUUUAUUGGUAAAGAUCAAGACGGGAGGAACGAUGGUCUCUUUUUUGGAUAGAGCAUCACCCACGUAGCGCCCUCGUCUGAGUGCUGUGUCGUUUCGGGCGCGGGAGU
Mytilinidion resinicola is the source of this 1398-nucleotide messenger RNA. Its product is annotated as histone-fold-containing protein. Gene Ontology annotation, biological process: regulation of DNA-templated transcription. Gene Ontology annotation, cellular component: CCAAT-binding factor complex; nucleus. Gene Ontology annotation, molecular function: DNA-binding transcription activator activity, RNA polymerase II-specific; DNA binding; protein heterodimerization activity. The transcript has 5 exons. Bases 191 to 1147 code for a protein of 318 amino acids. NCBI's taxonomy places the organism in Eukaryota, Fungi, Ascomycota, Dothideomycetes, Mytilinidiales, Mytilinidiaceae. The record is from RefSeq and is a predicted model, not a curated record.